Adineta ricciae is the source of this 675-nucleotide messenger RNA. The record is from the annotation of a GenBank genome assembly. NCBI's taxonomy places the organism in Eukaryota, Metazoa, Rotifera, Eurotatoria, Adinetida, Adinetidae.
AUGAUAGGCGUACUUCUUUGUGUUCACUCAUCGUCAACAUGUACAAUGCCGAGAUUUGUCAAUCUGUCUGUUCCAUCGAAUUUUAGUAUUCAACAAUUUCUUGGCGUUUGGUACGAAAUCGAAGAAUAUUUCGAUGAUAGCCAAGAUGAAUUCGACGAAGUCUAUGAUUUCACACAAUCGUUUGAAUUGGAACAUAAUUCGAGUGAAUUCCUUCUGGUUUAUGGGAAAGCACGAUUCGUACACGAAGAACAAUGUUUCUCCUUUGGUCCAUGGUUAUUGAAUAUCAACAACAGUGCGCGGAUGAUUUUGGACAGGAAGGAUUUGAAUACGACAACCAGUUUAAAUUGGCCGUACUACGUUCUAAAAACCGAUUACGAGCAUUAUCUCUUGAUCUACAGUUGUACAACAGCCAAUUAUCUUGUUGAACAUAUUUGUGAGGACGCAAUUUUGUGGGUGUUUAGCCGAACACGAUCGCUAGCUAGUGAAUACUCGAAAGAGUUGAAUGAGUAUAUCGAAAAAAGUUUGUGUAUCAACACAACGAAUGUGAAGAAGAUGUCGCAUGGAACAAAAUCAUGUUAUAUGACAAAUUCCGCGCCAGGAACAAAGUUUUCCUCCGUAGAGAUUCGUUUUUGUUUCAUUGUACUUAUUUUAUAUUUAUUUCUGAUAUACAAAUAA